Messenger RNA from Histoplasma mississippiense, 774 nucleotides. RefSeq lists its product with no specific name. The transcript has 3 exons. The record is from RefSeq and is a predicted model, not a curated record. NCBI's taxonomy places the organism in Eukaryota, Fungi, Ascomycota, Eurotiomycetes, Onygenales, Ajellomycetaceae. Bases 1 to 774 code for a protein of 257 amino acids.
AUGGACUCCACCUACGUGAAGCCAGAGCCCCAGGAAACGCACGGGAUCUCUCCUGCGAUCCCCUCGUUCGCUGAGAAGUUCGCGGCGCGUUUCAAUGAACUCAAACAGGAGCAGUCCAUCAGUAUGCCCUCUGCGAUUGAUACGGUGGCUUCCAGAGCCUCCGGAACUACGGAUGUGGUUGACGGUACCUUGUGGACAGGGCAAACCCCGUCCGUUUCAAGCUCUGCCCUCGAGGACACUCCUGGGCACGUGGAUCCACCACUCACCCCACAACCACCUGCAGAUAACUCUGUUUCAAAAAGAAAAAGACCUACUGUAGACCCUUGCAAAUGCACCUGCGCCGUCUCGCGGGAUUGCCCGAGGGCUGCGAGGGAUGGCGUGUUGGACUGUCGCAUUGCCCCAGGGCUUCCCAUCUCCAAACGUAAAAACAAACGUACAGGCCCAAAGCCUGCCCGCGAAUCGCAGACCUUCCGCUACAUCUCAAUGAAAGAAAGAGGCCGUCUCCAAAGAUCAGCCGAUGACGUUCUCUCGCUCCUGACGCUCUUCAAAAGCGCAUCCAUCGCCCCGGAAAUCGAGCGCCCUGGCAUCUUUAAACGAAUGCGAGGACGCGUCCAACAACUCCAAUUCUAUGACAUCGACACAGCUUUACCUUCUGUCCUUGAAAAAUUCAUGGACCCCACCACGGGCCUUCCAGCAAUUGUCCACAGUCCUAACAGCGCCGUCCCCUGGGACAUCAAAUCACCACGAUCCGCGACGGCGCGCACGGUGAGAUAG